Messenger RNA from Panicum virgatum (switchgrass), 1881 nucleotides. Its product is annotated as eukaryotic peptide chain release factor subunit 1-3. NCBI's taxonomy places the organism in Eukaryota, Viridiplantae, Streptophyta, Magnoliopsida, Poales, Poaceae. Bases 204 to 1517 code for a protein of 437 amino acids. Gene Ontology annotation, molecular function: sequence-specific mRNA binding; translation release factor activity, codon specific. The transcript has 2 exons. Gene Ontology annotation, biological process: cytoplasmic translational termination. The record is from RefSeq and is a predicted model, not a curated record. Gene Ontology annotation, cellular component: cytosol; translation release factor complex.
UGUUUGGCGGUCUGCUCCUCCUGUCCAGCCCUAACCAAAUCCUGCUUCCCGUUCCCCACCCCGCUUGGGCGCUGGUGGCGGCGCCGCGAAGCGAGGCGACGAAUCAAUCGGCGCCUCCCCGCCGCCCAGGCUCCACAGGAAGCACGCGGACCCACCGCUCUUCGCUGUGUCGUCGGUGAUUCAAGUACCGUAUUUUUGCCAAGAUGUCUGACGGUCAGGAAAUUGACAAGAAUAUUGAGAUUUGGAAGAUCAAGAAGUUGAUCAAGGGAUUGGAAUCUGCUAGAGGCAAUGGUACUAGCAUGAUCUCUCUGAUUAUGCCUCCACGUGAUCAAAUCUCGCGUGUGACCAAGAUGUUGGGUGAUGAAUAUGGCACUGCUUCAAACAUUAAGAGUAGAGUUAAUCGGCAAUCUGUUUUAGCAGCCAUCACCUCAGCUCAGCAGAGGCUGAAACUGUACAACAAGGUUCCACCAAACGGACUUGUUCUCUACACUGGAACAAUUGUUACUGAAGAUGGCAAGGAAAAGAAAGUUACCAUUGAUUUUGAGCCCUUCAAGCCUAUCAAUGCAUCCCUUUACCUUUGCGACAAUAAGUUCCAUACUGAAGCUUUGAAUGAACUCUUGGAAUCUGAUGACAAGUUUGGCUUCAUUGUUAUGGAUGGUAAUGGAACUCUUUUUGGCACACUGAGUGGCAACACCCGCGAAGUGCUUCACAAAUUCACUGUUGAUCUACCAAAGAAGCAUGGAAGAGGAGGGCAAUCUGCUCUUCGUUUUGCUCGGCUUCGAAUGGAGAAACGGCAUAAUUAUGUCCGAAAGACGGCUGAACUUGCUACACAGUUUUUCAUCAACCCAUCUACCAGUCAACCUAAUGUUGCUGGACUUAUAUUGGCUGGUUCUGCUGAUUUCAAGACAGAACUCAGCCAAUCUGACAUGUUUGACCAGCGUCUCCAGGCCAAAAUACUUAAUGUUGUUGAUGUUUCAUAUGGUGGCGAGAACGGUUUUAACCAAGCAAUUGAGUUGUCUGCUGAAAUUCUAGCGAAUGUGAAGUUCAUACAGGAGAAAAAACUGAUUGGAAAGUAUUUUGAAGAAAUUAGUCAAGAUACGGGGAAGUAUGUCUUUGGUGUUGAUGAUACAUUGAAGGCUCUUGAAAUGGGUGCUGUGGAGACACUUAUAGUGUGGGAAAACCUUGAUAUCAACAGAUACGUGCUUAAGAACAGUGCAACUGGAGAAAUUAUUAUCAAACAUCUGAACAAAGAGCAAGAAGCUGACCAGAGCCAGUUCCGUGAUCCAUCUACCAAUGCUGAGUUGGAGGUUCAGGAUAAGACCUCGCUCUUGGAAUGGUUUGCUAACGAGUACAAAAAGUUUGGGUGCACACUUGAGUUUGUUACCAACAAAUCUCAAGAGGGUUCACAGUUUUGCAGAGGAUUUGGUGGCAUCGGUGGCAUGUUGCGCUAUCAACUGGAUAUCCGUUCUUUUGAUGAGCUUUCCGAUGACGAGGGGGUCUAUGAGGACUCUGAUUAAGCAAUCAAUCCGUCACAUGCCUGUGCUGGACCUUGGAAGGAUGCAAUUGCUACAGUGUUCUAAAUUUUGCUUCAGUGUUGUAGUUUUGAAUACUACUUCAGAAGAUGCAUGUUUCGUUUCCUCUGCAGCAGCAGCUUACAAUUGCAUUGUGAACCACAUCAUAUCAAUCCGUUGAUACCUACUGUCCUGUUGUGUUGUAGACUAUUUAUGACUUGAUUUAAGGUUUGACUUUUAGCAAAUGCUCCAAUGACAACAUUUGAAAUGUGCCUCUUAAGUUUCAUCAGUUGUCUGCCUAGUACAUUGGGCACCACGGUUGCUGCUGGUUAUGUUUCAUGUAACAGAUCGUCUACAGAGUUUGCCCUCA